Molecule: messenger RNA, 4927 nt
Organism: Macrobrachium nipponense
Lineage: Eukaryota; Metazoa; Arthropoda; Malacostraca; Decapoda; Palaemonidae
Product: collagen alpha-1(I) chain-like
Exons: 14
Coding region: 382-3135 (917 amino acids)
Biological process (GO): extracellular matrix organization
Molecular function (GO): protein binding; extracellular matrix structural constituent conferring tensile strength
Source: RefSeq, a predicted model, not a curated record
GGCUUAACCGUGGUGGUGUGUGGGUGUAUCUGCCUCGCGCUCUCUCCCUGGCCAGCCAAGUUGAGACUUCUUAUCUCUUCGAGAGUUAUCUCCUCUUCUCGCGUGCUCGUUCCGGCAAAAAAUAAUUAGUGGUGUUCUUCAGUGAAUAAAAAGGUCUGAAGUAAUAGAAAAGAAUAUUUAAAGCAAAAAAAAACAGAUCAGAACUCGUAUUGGAACGUCUCUAAAGAUGUGAAACUGAACUAAUAGCAUGAAAUUAUAAGAAUAAACUGAAAACGGAACACGCGGCCUUAGAUAUCGAUCUCUACUAGUUACCCAGGAAAUAAACCAAAGAAAAGGCAAUCAUUUAACAGAGAAAACGGGUAUAGAAAUGCCUAUCGGUGUAUGAGAACUCCUACUGAGCGAUUUCCAGUCGUUGAAAGACAGAUUAGGGAAGGACCUCUGAACAAUCAUGGAAAUGAAGGAGAGGCGAACUUGUGGUGGACUUGGAGAAGUGUAGUGAUAGUGACUUUGUUGAUUGCGGUGCUGACGCCAUUCCCAGUCGAAACGGGCAGGAGAAAACCUUUGAAAAGAGAACUCAGGAGUUAUGGAGGCAGGAGCGUGUCGUCCUCAGGGAACUUUUGUCCAUAUACCGUCUCAAAAAUGGUGUCCUGUAAAGUAGUGAAUGGGACAGAGUCCUACACAGGCAGGGUAGUAGUCGGGGCGAGGAUUCAGCUGAUGACGAUGCAGAGGCCUAGGUACGUGACUUCCUUCAAGGAGGUGCAGGAAACUGAGUAUGGAUGCUGUCCAGGAUUCCAUGGCAGUAACUGUGAUAUCUCUUGCUUCAACUGCACGCAAAUAUACAACCUGGAGUCCCGCGUGAGGACCCUGGAGGCCAAGUUACUCCGCACUCCUACGGCGUCCUUGCCGCCCCUGGACCCGCCCAUCAUCCAGAUGGGACUCCCAGACACCUCUCACGUGGCGGGCCACCCCCUCAACGGGCGGAGAGACAGAGGGAGAGGAGGAGGAGGAGGAGGAGGAGGAGGUCAGAGAGGCAGGAAUGGUGCCAGUCGAGGUCGAGGGAAAAAUGGCAGGAGGGGCACUGGUAGGACGUCCCCCACCAGCCGUGGGAGCGACAUAGACAUUGAGGAGGAGAGCGGAUACGAUGCUUAUGAUGUGGAUAACUCGGUCACCCUCCCGAGACCAACUCUCUCCACAGCUCCUUCGGAUCCUGGUCACUGCACCUGUCCCCCAGGACCCCCAGGCCCCCCUGGGGCACCUGGACCAGAGGGCCGAAGAGGAACAGACGGCAGAGAUGGUAUUCCAGGGGAACCGGGUGUACCUGGGCCACCUGGUGCCGUGACACAAACCACAGGUCUUGGUGACGGAUCUACCACCAGCAUCAUAUCCGGUCCACCAGGACCACCCGGCCCCCCAGGUCCCACUGGUCUCAGAGGCCUUCCAGGAGAUCCUGGAAGAGACGGGCAGAGAGGCCGUGCUGGAAGACCUGGGCCCCCAGGACCACUUGGUCAACCUGGUCUCCCAGGUCUUGGUGAGCCAGGUCCCAAGGGCGAGCCUGGUAUCGCAGGGUUACCUGGCGAACGAGGCGUUGCGGGUCCCCCUGGGGUACCUGGUAUAAUUGGCCCACCAGGAGCAAAGGGUGAACCUGGACUCAUUGGCUUGGCUGGACGACCAGGAGAGGGGGGUCCCAAGGGAGAAAUUGGGCCGGUUGGAGCCCCAGGACCCAAGGGUGAAACUGGCUUCUUAGGUCCCCCUGGACCAAGGGGCCCAGUUGGUCCGCCUGGGCCACAGGGAAGUCCUGGACCCGCCAUCCCCAUUCCUGGAAGUCUGGAUCAGUUUGGAGCUGGAGACUUUGAGGGCAGCGGGUAUGACCUUCUGAUAGAUGACGAUGAAUACCCACUGGGCGGCAUUCCUGGCAUCCCUCGAGGCAGACCUGGUCCCCCCGGGUCAAAAGGGCGAGAAAGCUACUUCCUUAUUUUUUCUCUAGGUGAUCGUGGUGAUACAGGACGAGCUGGAAUUCCAGGUCCCAAGGGAGAACAAGGUCUACAAAUUGGUACUGGAGCUCCAGGUGGAGAUUCCAGAUCUAUCCAAGAUCUGUUCCAGACUGUAGCAAUGCUUCGGGAAAACCUCAACCUUCUGGACGCUCGGGUGCGGAUCCUGGAAACGGAACUUCCUAAGAUUAUUGGACUGGCUGGUGAGGAUAGGCUGCUACCUGGAUACCCUGACUCCCCGUAUGACCGCAGCUCAGCAAGUUCAGUGGGUGCUGCAGCAGACGAGUUGUAUAAGCAAGUGGACCGACUCAAUGGCUUGGUAAAUUCAGCUCUACCCAAUUUAGAAGGAGAGUCGGCCCCUCCACGGCAAGGCGGUCCGCAUACUGCCUCUAGUAGUUUAUAUCCAGAAGAGGAGGGAUCAGCCUUACCAAUAGAUGGACUGGAUGCUGUUGACUAUCCAGCAGCACCCCUACAGCCCACGGAAUUCCCCACAGAGCAACCAACUCCUGAAGGAUCUGGUGGGGAGGCGACGAUCCCUUCACCACCUAGACGGAAAGGAACAGCAGCUUCUGGGGACGAGGAUGAAGAUUACUAUUAUGAGUAUGAAACUUAUGAGUACGAGAACGGGGAAGAGUAUCCAUAUGAAGAGUAUUAUGAGUAUGGGGAGGACAUCAGAAGGAAGAGACAACCAGCUGUUAGAGGCAGCAGUCUUAGUGGCAAUCAUACAGGUGAACAUAAUCCAGUCGUGGGCGCAAGGAGUAAAUUGAGAAGUGACAAAGCGAGAAAGUCCAGGGCUCGAGGGAAACUGCUCGACAGCAAGAGGAGGUAUAACAAUGCUGCGUCGCAUGGAACUAGAUCAAGUGACAGACCAUUUUUGCAGCCAAACGAGUCUUCAACCUGGAAUCCUUUCCCAAUCCCAAAAGCAUCGACGACCAUCUCUCCACGUCAGGCUUUGCAGAAGAGGGUUGAGAAGAUCAAAGCACUCAAGCAGAGGACACAGAAGCUGAGAGCUCAUCAUAAGAAGACUUCUGCAGAUAGAGAUGAACUCCAUCCCUUGAAGAAGUUAGCAAAUCUCACUCCUAGGGCAAAGAGAGACACAGGUCCAACUGCCUUAAAGUCUUCCGGUGAAGAUAUAACUUGGAUAUGAAUGCCAUUUUAAAUUCUGCGAAUCUUUUUCUAGUUAAAACGUAUGUUCAAUGACUUUUAUAUAAUGUUCUGGGUGAUUUUGGCUAAUGUGAUGAGAAAAAAACAACUAACUUCUCUUCCUCGCUCGUUGAUGCCGAGAUGUUCAGCAGAAGUGGUGCAGAUUUUGAAGCUUCUCGCUUUGUUUGUUAACCCCAUUCUAAUCGUUUCACCUUCAGUUACGCCCCCCCAAAUUUGUCUUCUCGUCUUUUCUGUCGGGAAAUGGAAUAUUCCUGUAGCUGAUUUAUUAAUCUCCAAAGGCAGUUACAGAUGUUGAUGUCAGUCAUAGCGUGAGUGCAAAUGGUGAUUCGGCCCAGCAUCAGUUAGAUGUCCACGUCCUUAGCAAUUUAUUGAAAUUUAUGUAGUACUACAGUGGUUAGUAAAAAAAGAAAUGUAUGUGUCCACUGGGAAUUUCUUGUUGAUAUAAUACUUGCUUCCAUUGUGUUACAUACAGAGCUGGAGGAUAAUUCUCGAUUUUCCCUUCCUUUCAAAGCACUGCACAUUUUCAACCACUUGCCAUACUUGCUCCGUGUGAUAUCUUCAUCAUUGUUCAUCACCAAGUUUUAAAAUACAUUAUUCAUUUACAUCGUAAGUGAAAAGGUGCUGGUAUGAUAUUUACAUAGUAAUGUUUCUUCAGAUCUCCUCCGUGUAGCAUCUGUGAAGAUUGAGCCUGCCUGCCUUGCAGAAGUUGUCUUUUGAAGCGAGAGACUUUUUUUUUAUAGAACAGGUUGUAUGUAGUAUACAAAAGAACACAUAUAUACUUUACAUUAUACAGUAGUUGUAAUUAAUACACAUUAUGGAGUAACAGAAUAUACAAAUCACUCUUAAAACGUCAAGGAACUGUUGCUGGUGUACUGGGAGUGCUAGAAUCUCUUACGCGUUACUUAUUCCUAGGUGCUGGCGGAAGAUCCUUGAAGCCGUGUUUUGUACUAGCCCCUUGGGCAUCAAAGUAUUAUAUACAUCCAUUUCUAUAUUGCCUGGUCAACAAAUUAUAUUAAUAAACGAUAAUAUUAUCUUCGUGCUGCCGUCUAUUUACAUUAACGAUACAGUGUUUAGUACUAGCACCUCGUAGUAAGUAGCACCAAUAAGUUUUAGCAAAUCUUAAACACUUGGCUCCUCCUUGAACUUCCAGAUAACUGUGGCAGGAGAUCACAGAAGACAAAAAUCCCUCUUACAUUUUAUAGUACUACAUUAGCAUCUAAUUCUGUAGGACUUUUGUCUCCUUAUGCAAAUUACUUCAUUCACAUUAGGCCUAAACUAUAUUGAUUUAACAUUCUUAGUUUCCAUUCGAAGCUACUAGAGCACAAAAUACUCUCUUUUUUUAUUCACUAGUAGAAUAUUUAUUAAUACUUCCCUGUGGUGACAUCAACAUUUAUCGUGUCCAAAAAAUAUAAUCGUUCUGUUUGUAUCAGAACGAUCACAGGAUGGUACUACGACAUGACCCUAAACGUUUAUACACAUCUUGUGACGAUAUGAUGGUACUACACCUUAUCCUGUCCUAUACAGCAUUCACACCAGCCCAUUCUAUUGUCAUUUCCCUCAAAUGCUGAGGUCAGAAUGCUGUACCAGAAUAUUGUUAGCGAAGCCACUGACCUAAAAAGGUGUAGUAUGUGCUUCAGUAUAACUCUAUACUACCGAGUGACAUGCAUUUAGAAAUACGAAAGUGCUCAAUUUGUGAUAAAAUGUUUGGGCUAAAGACUUAGUUAUUUUUUAGAUUUUGAAUGGCUUUUGUAACAUUAAAAUAAAUAUUUCCUUAA